AUGAAGUACAAACAGGGAGCAGCAGGACCGCACUGGCUGCUACAACAGAAGAAGACACAGACUGAGACAACCCCCAACAGUAACCCUCCCCUCACGAACAGAGUACCCCCCCGACCCCUCACACAUCAACACAACCAACGAGAGCGAACAACCAGAACAAGUAAAACGCCACCUACAGGGGCUGCCUGCAACCGCAACAAACUUACACGGAGCCACACAACCGCGCAGAGAUACGACUCGCAGGAG
Molecule: messenger RNA, 246 nt
Organism: Pelobates cultripes (western spadefoot toad)
Lineage: Eukaryota; Metazoa; Chordata; Amphibia; Anura; Pelobatidae
Source: the annotation of a GenBank genome assembly